AUCAACGUGCGCGGACACUGGACAAGUCAGAGGCAGCACCACGUGUACUGUGUUGACUGUCAAAGCCUUCAGGAGCCCAAUUCCCGGAAGCUGUGAGUUCUGAAAGAAGUUCCUGCAAUCGAGCGCCCGGAGUCUGCGAGCCCCCAACCAUGAGCGCCCCGGGCGUGCUGUCCUUUACCCAGCAAGGCUGGGAGCAGGUGCUGGCCAAAGUGAAACGGGCUUUGGUCUACCUGGACGCCGCCUGCGCCGAGAGCCUGCACUGGGGCUGUGGAUCCACGCGGCUUCUGGAGGCGGUGGGAGGUCCUGAGUGUCACCUGCGGGAGUUCGAGCCCACCGCAGUUGGUGGUGGAGCCAAGCAGCCUAAGGCGGUGUUUGUGUUGAGCUGCCUGCUGAAAGGCCGGACCGUGGAGACCCUACGGGAUAUCAUCUGUCGCAGUCACUUCCAGUACUGUGUAGUGGUCACAGCCGUGAACCACGCUGUCCACCUCACCGCUAAUCACGUGCCGGCGGCUGCAGCGGCCGAGCUGGAAGGGCAGCAGCCCGUGUUCGAGCAACUGGAGGAGAAGCUGUGUGAGUGGAUGGGCAAUAUGAACUACACCGCCGAGGUGCUGCACGUCCCGUUGUUGCUCGCCCCUGUGGCUCCCCACCUUGCCUUGACUCCAGCCUUUGCUUCCCUUUUUCCACUGCUCCCCCAGGAUGUGCAUCUCCUUAACAGCGCCCGACCGGACAAGAGGAGGCUAGGAAGCCUGAGUGAGGUGGAUGCCACGGCCCUGACCCCUGAGCUGUUUCUGCAGAUCAGGUGCCUGGUGUCAGGCCUCAGUUCUCUGUGUGAGCAUUUCGGGGUGCGGGAGGAGUGUUUUGCCGUAGGUUCCCUCAGUCGGAUCAUCGCUGCAGAUCUGGCUAAUUAUGCCCCUGCCAAGAACAGGAGGAAGACUGCCACAGGCAGGGCAUCAGUGGUCUUUGUGGACAGAACUCUGGAUCUCACGGGAGCAACUGGACAUCAUGGAGACAACUUGGUAGAGAAGAUCAUUUCAGUGCUUCCCCAGCUCCCAGGCCACACCAACGAUGUGAUGGUUAACAUGGUAGAGCUUACGGCACUCCAGAAUGAAGAGAAGAGUCAGAGUAUGGUUGCGCCAGGCUGUCUUGCACAACCCAAGGACGCAGCCGCCAAAGCCUUGUGGGAAGCCUUACUGAGCACCAAGCACAAAGAGGCAGUGAUGGAAGUGCGGAGACAUCUAGUGGAAGCAGCAAGCAGAGAAAACCUGCCAAUCAAGAUGAGUAUGGGGAGAGUCACUCCGGGGCAGCUCCUGUCCUAUAUUCAUCUCUUCAAGAACAACCUCAAAGCUUUAGUGAGUCACUGUGGGCUCCUACAGCUUGGGCUGGCCACAGUUCAAACUCUGAAACACCCACAGACUGCCAAAUGGGACAACUUCCUGGCUUUUGAAAGACUCCUUCUCCAGAGCAUUGGGGAGUCAACCAUGUCUGUUGUGUUAAAUCAGCUGCUGCCCAUGAUGAAGCCUUUGAACCAAAGGACCGACAAUGAUUACAGCCCUGAAGAAUUGUUGGUCCUCCUGAUAUAUAUUUACUCUGUUGGUGGAGAGUUUACAGUGGACAAAGACCUGGGGGAAGCCGAAGAAAAAGUGAAGAAAGCAUUGGCUCAGGUCUUCUGUGAAGAGUCUGAAUUGUCACCUUUGCUGCAAAAAAUUACAGGAGCUGAGAUCCCCACUGGAUUGGCCAGCCCCAGACCAGAGCGAGCCCGAACCAGACCCCAGAGGUCUCCAUCACUGACCACAUACCGUGUGUAUGUUGUUAUUCAGUUUCCUUUCGUGGCUAAGGGAUGGACACCUAAGUACUGCUUCUUUUUAUAGAAGGCUCUGACUAGCAUAUUUGCUGAUUAAAAGGGAGGCUUCACAGAACACUCAUUUUGAAGAGCAUGGUAAUAGUUACGAACGAGGACUAUUUCAGGCCUUUACUGCAAAAUGUUUACUUCCUAAAAUAAAGAGGGCAUGCAUUCUGUUUACUUCCUCCUAAUGAGAAUUCAUCAGGAGUUUGAAGGCUGUUUUUGUGCCCCCUCUCUCUUCCCCCACGUUUCAGCCUUCCCCGUCCAAGAAGCAGCUGACCGGUGCUACCAUUAAAGUUGGCAUUUGACUUUGAAAGGAAUGCUCUGCCACUCUCCCAUUAGAACUGUAGCAAGCUGCCUUCGUUGACCAAACAUAUAUCAGAACCUUUAAUGUCUUUCAAAUCCUGUCACUGAUUCCUCUCUCCUCGGGGAAGGUGUUCCUUGACCCCAUCCUACUGUGUAAAAUAAUUCCUCCUCUCUGCUCUUUCUCUACUGGCUCGUGCCUUCAUCGCUGUGCCUAUUGCACGACUUUGACAUUUAACGACUACUUAGUAGUACCUAUUAUAUGCCAGGCACGGUGCUAGAUCCUAAAGAUCUAACUACAAAUGGGAUUUGAGAACAGUGUUAUCUGAUAGAACUUUCAGUGGUGAUGGAAGUGUUCUAUAUCUGCACUAUCCGCUAUGGUAGUCACUAGGCACAUGUGGCUAUUGAGCACCUGCUGUGUGGCUAGUACCACUGAGCAACCAAAUGUGUGAUCUUGUUCAUUUAAAUUCACAUCGAAAUAGUUAGGUGUGACUAGCGACUACUCUAUUGGACAACGUGGCUCAAGAUCAUAGCCCCGUAAAAACAAAGCCCUUCUGUUUAUCACUGUGCUCCCAGCACCCA
Molecule: messenger RNA, 2725 nt
Organism: Herpailurus yagouaroundi (jaguarundi)
Lineage: Eukaryota; Metazoa; Chordata; Mammalia; Carnivora; Felidae
Gene: SCFD2
Product: sec1 family domain containing 2
Exons: 6
Coding region: 150-1868 (572 amino acids)
Biological process (GO): vesicle-mediated transport
Source: RefSeq, a predicted model, not a curated record